Messenger RNA from Punica granatum (pomegranate), 1226 nucleotides. The record is from RefSeq and is a predicted model, not a curated record. Lineage: Eukaryota; Viridiplantae; Streptophyta; Magnoliopsida; Myrtales; Lythraceae.
GAGACUACAGAGGGGAAACCUUAGAGUGGGAAAAAAGAAGGAUCAGCAGAGGCCAUGGGAUCGUCGCAGCUCCUCAACCUCACAGUACCCCACCCUAACUCGCCCCUGACUCGCCCCGUUUCGGCUCAGCCCUCCACCGCCCGGGCUCGACCUCUACUUCGCGACUGGGCUUCCUUGCAGAAGGGACUCAAGUGCAAGGGCAGAUUUUCUUGCCUCUUCUCGGACAAUCGUCGAGAGGAACAAGCGAGGAAAGCGUUAGAAGGUGCAUUAGGAGGGAAGAAAAGCGAGUUUGAGAAAUGGAACAAAGAAAUCAAGAGGAGAGAAGAGGCAGGAGGAGGAGACGGUGGUGGAGGAGGUUGGUUUGGAUGGGGUGGACGGUUCGGUUGGUCCAACGGUGACGAUUUCUGGCAAGAAGCACAGCAAAUGGGUCUCACUAUUUUAGGUAUCAUUUGUAUGUACCUCAUCAUUGCCAAAGGGGAAGUACUGCUCGCUGUCAUCUUCAACCCACUGCUAUUUGUUCUUCGAGGAGCAAGAAACAGUUUAACUUUCGCAACUUCCCAAAUCCUGAGAAGGAUAUCGCCAAACACUUAUGCUCAAUUGGUCACUCCACCUCAGAAGGAAACUUACACCCGUGUCUCUGCUAAAGAGGAAGUAUUAAGAAAAUGGGGUAACAAUUGACUUUUCUGUUGAGGUUUCAAUUUCUCAUCUCAUCCUUCAUCUGUUGCUUUUUUUGCCAAAUCUUUUUCCAUACUGUCUUUUGACAUGCGGAAAUUGUGAUGGGUUAUCUUUUGGAAGAGUAGAGUUAGAUGAGCUCGUUUGCUUCUGUUGAAGAAAAGAAGUGAAAUGGCUAUAUUAGGAUGAGAUAGUAUCAAAGCACAGGCUUUUGGAUCUAUGACCUGGUAUCUGAAAUGCCCUUUCUAUAAGCUCACAGUGCAGAAUUUCGAUAUUUAAUGGAUAGGAAAUUUGGAUGAGAUCAGAAAUUGCUCAAGAAUACCCUUGUUGUACCAAGUUGCUGAUGAGAAUAUUUGUUACUUGCAAUUUGCUGGAGCUUCAUUAGAACAGCUUUCUUGUUUGAUAGAUCCAAAUGAUCGUGCAUUGGUGUCACUUGUUUUGGAUUAUCAUGUGUGAGCAGCCAUAUUAAGAAUCUUAUACUAGACAGUGCCUUCUCCCUGCAAUCUGGCUGAAGAAGACAAUAUAAUGAAGUAUAACAAGCGAUGCUGUGGUCA